Mercurialis annua (annual mercury) is the source of this 1481-nucleotide messenger RNA. RefSeq lists its product as uncharacterized. Gene Ontology annotation, cellular component: chloroplast envelope. Lineage: Eukaryota; Viridiplantae; Streptophyta; Magnoliopsida; Malpighiales; Euphorbiaceae. The coding region runs from base 193 to 1167 and encodes 324 amino acids. The record is from RefSeq and is a predicted model, not a curated record. The transcript has 3 exons.
UGCAUUGUAGCCAAAAAGAGGUUUUUAAAAUAACAUACGCUGGUAGGCCCAAGCGCGCCAACGAAACCAUUGAACUCAUCGCUCUUCUUCUACAUCUGCCGAUGAUGCUCCUCCUAUACAUGCAAAACGACAACAGUCCAGACUCGAAUCACCCCACAACCUAAUCAAAACGACAACACCAGAAUCAGAAAAAUGUCAGUCCUCCCCUCUCAACAUCUCUUCUCAGCCCCCGCUUCACCUUCUCGCAUCACUUUCUGCUACUUCAAAACCCAUAGUUUCUCUCCUCCUCCACUUCAUCACUGUCCAGUUAUCUCUUGCCACGUUAGCAGUCCUUCACAUUUUCGUAAUUUUCACUGCAACUCCCGAAACUCUCUCAAUUUCACUCCAAGACCCCAAAAUUUCACUCUCAAAGCCUAUCCAUCCGACGAAGCAGUACACAUACAGCAAGCAGAGCAGCAAAAUGAUAUCAAUCUCGAUUAUUUUCUCUCAAUUACUGAAUUACUGUGUUUUAUAUCGACGGCGGUUAUUACCGUUAGUUACGCGGUGAACUGUACUGUUUUGAGCUCAAAAUUGACUGUGUUAGCGCUGAUAGGUAACAGUAAAGCGGUGGCUUGGGGAUUAGUGAUGUUAGUGAGUGGAAUGGCGAUAGGCGCGUGGAUUAGGAGAAGGCAAUGGGCUAGGGUUUGUAAAGUAAAGGUUGGGGGAGGUAGAGAGAGUGUUAAUUUGAUUGAGAGGAUUGAGAAAUUGGAGGAGGAUUUGAAAAGUUGUGUUGCUAUUGUUAGAGUUUUGUCUAGACAGCUUGAGAAAUUAGGAAUACGAUUUCGGGUCACUAGGAAAUCUUUAAAAGAUCCCAUUGCCGAGACUGCAGCUUUGGCACAAAAGAACUCUGAAGCCACUCGAGCACUAGCAAUGCAGGAAGAUAUCCUUGAAAAGGAGCUUCGUGAAAUUCAGAAUGUCUUGCUGGCGAUGCAGGAGCAUCAACAAAAACAACUGGAGCUGAUUCUUGCGAUAGCAAAGAAUGGGAAGCUAUGGGAAAGCAGGCAAGAACAUGGCCAACAACAAGACAUGACUGAAUCGUCGGAUUUGACCAAGGGAGCUAUAAAGUUGGAAACCCAUGAAAAUCAGGCUUCAGGUGCAAGGAAGGGAUCUGGCAAUGACAGACCCUAAAAGUUUUGAAGUUUCGAACAUUCUUUGAAUUCUUCUUUCUUUUCCACCACAUAAGGUCUAUUUUCUCGACUAUUCUCUCCACACGACAGGUGGGCUUUUUCGGCACCAGUACAAGCCCCAGGUAAAAUUAUACAGCUUUUGAUCUGAUCUGCCGUUGAUGUUUGUGAAAUGAAAACGACAAAGGACUAAUAAAUUAGAAAGGUGUUGCGAUGUACCAUUGAGACUAAUUGUUAGUAGAUGUGUUUGUAAUGUUGAGGUUGUAAUUUGCUCUCGAGUUUCUCUUUCGGUAAUAGUUAAAAGAAACUCUCAUGAUA